AUGUCCCCCUCAAAUGAUACCAAGCUCCACCCCUCCUAUUUCCUCCUGCUGGGAGUUCCAGGUCUUGAACAGAUGCACAUCUGGAUUGGGUUUCCUUUUUGUUCUGUGUAUUUGAUUGCCCUUGUGGGGAACAUCACUAUCCUGUUUGUGAUCAAGACUGAACGCAGCCUUCAUCAGCCUAUGUUUUACUUCUUGGCUAUGUUAGCCUCCAUUGAUCUGGGCCUGUCCACAUCCACUAUCCCCAAAAUGUUAGGCAUAUUCUGGUUUAAUUUAAAGGAGAUUAGCUUUGAGGGCUGUGUCACCCAGAUGUUCUUUAUUCAUAUAUUCACUGCCAUGGAGAUUGUCGUAUUGGUGGCCAUGGCCUUUGAUCGCCAUGUUGCUGUCUGCAACCCUCUGCGAUACAGCCUGAUUCUCACUAACAGAACGAUUGGUCUCAUCCUUGUUGUUGUGUUUGGUGUCAAUUUCAUUUUGGUUAACCCUCUGGUGUUUCUCAUCUUGAGACUUCCCUUUUGUGGACACCAUGUAAUCCCCCACACAUACUGUGAGCACAUGGGAAUUGCUCGCCUAGCCUGUGCCAAUAUAAAGGUCAACAUGAUAUUUGGAUUAAUUCUUAUAUCACUGGUGUUUGUUGACGUGGUUCUGAUCGUCAUCUCCUACGUGAGAAUACUCCGAGCUGUCUUCUGCCUUCCUUCCCAGGAUGCCAGACUCAAAGCACUUAAUACAUGUGGCUCCCAUAUCUGUGUUAUCCUAGCCUUCUUUACUCCAGCUUUUUUCUCAUUCAUGACUCACCGGUUUGGCAGGAACGUUCCCGUAUACAUUCAUAUUCUCCUUGCCAAUAUAUAUGUGGUUGUUCCACCUGCCCUCAAUCCUGUCAUCUACGGAGUGAGGACCAAGAAAAUUCGAGAAAGGGUUUCAAGCAUCUUUUUGAAAAGAGGCUGA
This is a messenger RNA of Panthera uncia (snow leopard), 939 nucleotides long. Its product is annotated as olfactory receptor 52E4-like. Gene Ontology annotation, molecular function: olfactory receptor activity; G protein-coupled receptor activity. Gene Ontology annotation, cellular component: membrane. NCBI's taxonomy places the organism in Eukaryota, Metazoa, Chordata, Mammalia, Carnivora, Felidae. The record is from RefSeq and is a predicted model, not a curated record. The transcript has a single exon. The coding region runs from base 1 to 939 and encodes 312 amino acids. Gene Ontology annotation, biological process: G protein-coupled receptor signaling pathway.